CUGUUGACUGCUAUUUUUAAUCAGAUGGAUGCAUCUAGAUCCCUGUGAAGGAGUAUAUGAUCAACCAUUGUUGUAUGAAAUGGGGUGGAACAAGAAAUUAAAUUAUGUCAUUGCUUUUUCUAUAGAUGGAGUUCGUGAUGUCACUAAAUACUACACGAGGAAAUGGAUUGAGGUUUUACCUCGAAGAGAUAUUAUCAGAGAAGAGAUAUUGUCAAACUUGCUUGCAGAAAAGACAAGACAAUGUCGAUCAACCUUUACAUCUCAAUUACUGUCUGAACUUGAAGAUCGCGAUGAAAAAGAAAAGCAAGCAAGAGAAAUAGACACCGACGCUAUGGACAAUUCUUCAGUUUCAUUACCUGGAAGACAAAGUGGAGACAAGGAGUGGCGCAAAUCAAGGUUGGAGAUUGACUCUGAUGAGGAGUGCUCUUUGAGUUCUUCUGCAUGUCCUGUUCGUAAAUGUGCGGAUGAGCACGUGACAAGGAUUUAUGAGGGAUUUCAAUCUAUUCUAUCUCGACUUCUGGAUGAAGAAUUUUCCAAGUCUACAGCUAUAGAAGCACUGGUAUUUAUUCAAGGGAUUGUAACUAAUCUCAAGAAAUCUUCCUUUAGAACAAGAAGGGUUUUGGUAGAUUCAGACUCAGAUGAGAUGAAAACCCUUUUGCAUCGGUUGUUUCCUUCCUUGAAGUAUUUUCUUGGUGCUUUGUCACUAGACAGCAAUCUGGACACUGAUGGGAGGGUUCACAUUUGGUUGGCUAGUGAGCCUGUUUAUACAUCUUUAGCAUUGCCUGUUGUGCUAGAUGCUCUUGAAGAAAUUAUACAAGAUAUUAACAAAUGUGAUAACUUUGAUAGAGCCUUUCUAUGUAUUCCUCGUCUGAAGUUUAACAGAAUGCAUUCAGGCUCAGUCCUUGCAAGUGGCGAGGAACUUCCUUCUGGAAUAGCAACGUCGGCAUUUGAUGGGAUUCGUUCAUCCAAAUGGGAAGAGCCAAAUGGUGCAAAAGGUUGUUGGAUCAUAUAUAAGGUAUUAGACAACAAGAAGGAAGAACUCGUUGCCUAUGAGUUGAUGUCCGCUAAUGAUGCGCCUGAAAGGGAUCCGAUGGAUUGGUUGGUUGAGGGAAGUGAAGAUGGGGGAAGCAGUUGGCAUCUUCUCGAUGAACAAACAAAUCAGAUGUUUGACAACCGUUUUCAACGUAGGAGUUUCUUUGUUGCCAAAACUGGUUACUUAUCAAAUGCUUUCAGGUUUACAUUCUUGACAGUUCGUGACAUCGACUCGACAUCAAAGUUCCAAAUUGGUAGCAUUGAUUUGUAUUCUCGCAAGUUUUAGCUCAAUAAAAAUGAGAGCUUCGAGAUCCGUAUGGUUCUCUUCAAGUUGGCCGAACAGAGUUCAU
This is a messenger RNA of Cucurbita pepo subsp. pepo (vegetable marrow), 1382 nucleotides long. The record is from RefSeq and is a predicted model, not a curated record. Lineage: Eukaryota; Viridiplantae; Streptophyta; Magnoliopsida; Cucurbitales; Cucurbitaceae.